Stereum hirsutum FP-91666 SS1 is the source of this 711-nucleotide messenger RNA. Its product is annotated as nucleic acid-binding protein. The record is from RefSeq and is a predicted model, not a curated record. Gene Ontology annotation, molecular function: DNA ligase (ATP) activity; ATP binding. Gene Ontology annotation, biological process: DNA recombination; DNA repair. Lineage: Eukaryota; Fungi; Basidiomycota; Agaricomycetes; Russulales; Stereaceae. Bases 1 to 711 code for a protein of 236 amino acids. The transcript has 6 exons.
AUGAUCACAGAACUCCCGAAGGACGUUACGUUGGAUGGCGAGUUGUUUGGUGGGAGGGGCGAGUUUCAGACUACAGCUGGGAUCGUGAAGACGAUGGGGUUGAAGGGAUGGAAGAAUAUCACGUUCCAGAUCUUAGAUGUCCCGUCGAUGGGCAAUGAGCCGUUCGAGGGUCGACUGCAGUCGCUCCAAGAGAACUUUGGUCAAGGUGGCAAAUACCACUCGAAAGAAUUCGUCGUGGUCGAUCAAACCAGUGCCGAGUCCUAUCACGUCUUCGAUAUGUUCAAGGAAGUCGAAGCGCACGGUGAAGAGGGCUUGAUGUUGAGGAAGCCUGGGAGUAAGUACGAGGGCCGGAGGAGCAGUACGCUGUUGAAGAUCAAGCCGUUCUUUGAUGCUGAAGCCGAGGUUACUGGUUAUGUUCCAGGCAAGGGUAAACAUACGGGUUCGACGGACGCGUUGAAGUGUAAGAUGGCGUCGGGAAAGGCCUUCGCCGUGGGAAGCGGUCUAUCAGACAGGCAACGAGCGAGACCGCCGAAGGUCGGGACGAUCAUCGUGUAUCGAUUCCAGGAGCUGACGAAGGACGGGGUCCCGAGCGCAUCCUUUCAAUACUCAUUAUCUCUCGGUGUCCGCACUGGGGCUCCCACUUUCGUCGGCGAAGCUGCAGACGAGAUUGUGGCGAAGGACGCGGAUGUGCCGGCGUCGAAGAAGGUCUGA